Rhopilema esculentum is the source of this 3612-nucleotide messenger RNA. The record is from RefSeq and is a predicted model, not a curated record. NCBI's taxonomy places the organism in Eukaryota, Metazoa, Cnidaria, Scyphozoa, Rhizostomeae, Rhizostomatidae.
UUUCCUCAGGGGGGACUGAUACAAUUGUUGGUAAAGUUAAAUUUCAAGUAACCUAUUAUUUCAAUUUUUCAAGGUGUUAGAAUUACGUUUUGGGGAAAAUUCUUCCACUGAGUUUGUAUUCUUUAUGCGACGCACAAUAGCAUUAGCUAACAAUGUUAUAUUAACUUAUUGUACGUUGAGACUGGAUCCAGAGGUUUUAAUUUAUUUGUUGUGACUGUGAGAAUUACAGCGAGGUGAAAGUGUCAUAUUUACAAACUUGGAUGAAGCCCAAGAUUUAUAUACUUUGUUUUCAAAUCUUUCCUUUUUUAUUUCAUUUAAAUUCAUUGAAAUUAGAUUAUUCCACGUCCUCUAGAGUUCAAUAUGCCAGUCAUUUUUUUCUGUGAUACAUCUUAAAUUUGAAUAAGCCUUUUGCCAAUCAAGUUUUUAGUUAAUCCCUUCUUAUGACUUUUACUUCAUCAGAACACAACUAAACAAUGAUGCAACCCCCGGUAUAAUCUCACUUUGUGAAUGUCCUUCAAUACCUAGUAUUUCAUAAUCCAAGCAUGGGGAGCGAAGUCAUGUGACUGCGAUGAGGCUCGUUUGUCGCGGGGGGCGGGGCAAUAUUGACUCAUUAGAAAUUUUCUCCUUCACAUCGUCUUUUUUGCUUAUGGCGCUUGCGUUCGGCUUUCUAAGAACACAAACGGCAAGAGUUUGAGAGUCGUAGCAGCCAUGGAGCAGAAAGAAGGUGCCUAUUUUACUCAAGAAAAAGAAGGCGAGGCAGUUACAUUGAAGAUACGGUUUGCACAGUUCAAAGAGGCUGUUGGAACCAAAGAAGAAAGGUCUUGCGAAUGCAUCAAAUGUUUUAAUAUUGUUCUCAGCGUUCUUUUGUUGGUUAUGGGUUUGGUUUGCAUGAUCAUGGGUAUUGUAUGCCACACGAAAUACUACUACCAAUUUAAAUAUAUUGGAGAAGGAUAUGUGAAUGUUGUAACAGUAUUCAUUGUCUCUGGAAUCAGUAUGAUUAUAGCUGGAGCUUGUGGGACCUUCAGUAUUGUGAAAAAAUCCUAUUGUGCCUUGGUGUUCUGCCUGAUCAUACUUGCUGUACUUCUCAUCUUUCACUUUGUCCUUGGAGGAUUUGCCUUUGCAUACAGGAGUAGGACUGACCACAUGACAGAGAAAGCUUUGAUAAGAGGCUAUCAUAAGUACUUUAGAGACAUGGGCUCUCAAGAAUUUAUGGACUGGUCACAAAAAAAGUUCAAAUGCUGUGGGUUCACUGGCCCUAACGAUUAUGGAGCUGGCAACAAGACACAUUCCAGUACCAAAUCCCCACUCACAACAACUGAUAAGAAAACAACUACUACUCCAAUGCCUGCAGGUGUUCAGACAACAACAGUAGGCAAUACUAUCACUACUGCUCAAGUCACCAAUGCUACAACUGUUGUAACUACCACAGCAAGUCAAGUAACUACCACUAAUUUUAUCAACUCUUCUCCAACUAAAAAUUCUACUCUGCCACCAACAACCAGUACUAAACCGCCCACUACCACUACCAAGCCUUCAACUACAACAACUAAGCCCCCAACUACCACAACAGAACCCCCCACUACCACUACUAAGCCCCCCACUACCACAACAGAACCCCCCACUACCACUACUAAGUCCCCCACUACCACAACAGAACCUCCCACUACCACUACUAAGCCCCCAACUACCACAACAGAACCCCCCACUACCACAACUAAGCCCCCAACUACCACAACAGAACCUCCCACUACCACUACUAAGCCCCCCACUACCACAACAAAACCCCCCACUACCACUACUAAGCCCCCCACUACCACAACAGAACCCCCCACUACCACUACUGAGCCCCCCACUACCACAACAAAACCCCCCACUACCACUACUAAGUCCCCCACUACCACAACCAAGCCCCCCACCACCACAACAAAACCCCCCACUACCAACCCCCACACUACCACUACUAAGCCCCCCACUACCACAACAAAACCCCCACUACCACUACUAACCCCCCACUACCACAACAAACCCCCCACUACCACUACCAAGCCCCCCACUACCACAACAGAACCCCCCACUACCACAACAGAACCUCCCACUACCACUACUAAGCCCCCCACUACCACAACUAAAGCCCCCACUACCACUUCUAAGCCAUCUACUACCACAACCAAACCUCCAACUACUACCACUCAACCUCCAGCCACAACACAAACUACCACAACUCCUAAAGCAACUACAACAAUGACAAAGAAUAUAGUAAAUGCAGCUGGAGACAGUUUCAACUUCAAGUCCCAAGGUGAAUUGCCGGAAAGCUGUUGUCAAGAAACAAAGCUUGCUGUGACCUGCAUUAAUCGCCCAUAUGACAUUUACAAGAGAGGAUGUGGUGAGAAAUUUAGCGGCUUCUUAAAGAAAAUAAUGUGUGCUAUUGGCUCUAUUGCCUUUGUCAUGAUAUUCUUUGAUUUACUUCACUUGAUCACAGCUGCCCUUUGUUCCAAAAUGAUAAAGGAGGAAGCUACAUACACAAAACUCUAGUGACAAAGCUCGCUAUUGAUCUGUUCAACUAAUUAUCUACAUCAAGGCUCUGGAUCUAGCAUUUAUGCAAAUAUGUUCCUGGUUCCUUUGCUAUGAAAAUAAAGUUAUUCGAUAACUAUAUAUUCAGCACCUUGAUGUACUGAAUUUAAUUUUGGUGUUAUCUAAGUGGCAAUUCAUAUAUCCAUUAAACAAAGCAAUAGCAUUGACAAUUUUAUGGAUUAAAGAAACACAGUGUAUUUGAAAGUCAGGUGCAAAAUGGAGGGAAGGCUGUCGGAAAGAUUUUUCUCACUUAAAUUUGAAAUCUGAUAUGGUAUUGUUUAAUCUGAAAACCUUGACUUAUUUAGCCUGAAUCUAAUCACAUCCAUGGAUAAACAUGAAUUGAUCUGUAGCAGUUUUGUUCUGCCUAUUUUUCAUAUUCAAUUAAAUAAGUGGCAAACCUUUGCUAUCAGAUAAGUUGGACCUUACGUUAAGUUGGACAUGUCAAUUAAUAUAUAUUUAGCUGAUAACUAUUGUUUUAUUUUAUACAUUCAUAUUUCACUUUACAAUUCUUAACAGCUUAUAAAACAAGUUUGAAGCGAUUUUAGUAGACAGUUCACUAGCUUGAUAUUAGCACAGGGCUUAUAAUUCAGUUGUUGUACCAAGGAGCAGCCUGCUGGAUCAGAUAUGCUCCAUAUUUUGAUUUGAAGCAAUAUUUGAUGUGAUGUCCCGAAAAUGUGCUUGCUAUUGUUUUCCUGACGUUUAUAAAAUGUGUGGUAUUGUUGAGCCACUAGUUAUUUGUUCGACCAACAGCAUGUCGUUAAAUAAACAUUUAGCUGAUAACUAUUGUUUUAUUUUAUACAUUUCAUAUUUCACUUUUCAGUUUUUAACAGUUUAUGAAACAAGUUUGAAGCAAUUUUAGUAGACAGUUCACUAGUUUUAUAUUAGCACUAAUGAAUGCUUGUAUUUUUGCCUAGUCAUCAUUCAACAUAUUUAUAUGUUUUGUAGCUUAUUGUUAGCAUUUAUUUAAAUUAAAGUAUUUAAAAGCUUAAACAUCUAUACAAAUUUGUAGUAGAAUUAAAAUGAAUGAAUGCUAUUGCUUAA